Volvox carteri f. nagariensis is the source of this 2703-nucleotide messenger RNA. RefSeq lists its product as uncharacterized. Gene Ontology annotation, molecular function: L-alanine:2-oxoglutarate transaminase activity; phosphatase activity; pyridoxal phosphate binding. Bases 181 to 2703 code for a protein of 840 amino acids. The transcript is spliced from 18 exons. The record is from RefSeq and is a predicted model, not a curated record. Gene Ontology annotation, biological process: biosynthetic process; dephosphorylation. Lineage: Eukaryota; Viridiplantae; Chlorophyta; Chlorophyceae; Chlamydomonadales; Volvocaceae.
CAAUUAACCUACGAUCUUCCAACCGAUCCAAGAUUUAAACGAAGUUGUGUAACAACAGUGAUUCAUACGCCUCUAACAACAGGGCAUCACAACGUUAGCUGAUAUCUUUCCUCCAGUCAAGUUUCCAUAUAAAAAAUAUUACAUCGAUCUACAUUUUCCAUAUCUUUCGAAUAACAGACCAUGCAGACGCUGCAACGGCGGUCAGGGUGCCGAGCAUUUGGCGCCGCGAAUGUUCGUCAGCUUCGCAGAGCGCAUGCAUGCUACGCACAGAGCCCCACGGUUGUGGUGACUCAGGCAGCGUCGCAUGCAAGAUUGGAUAGCUUGCCAACCUUGCCACCCCUUGACGGAGCAUAUGAAACUGCUAUGGCGUUUACUGAUUUUGCCAACUGGCUCAUACCGGGCAGCGUCAUGCUGGGACGGUAUCCAUACGUGGAGCCUAGCCGAUGCUUACGCCGCGAGCAAGGGGAGCAACAGCUUCAGCGUAUUUUGGAGACUGGUGUGACAACGUUCGUGAGUCUGCAGGCGGAGCUGCCGCCGCAGGAGAAAAUGACGCUAGCCGGAAAGAACGGGUUCUUGCCGUACAAGGCUACGGCAGACCUGAUCCGCUCGUCACUCAACGGGCCGCCACCAAUGGAGAUUGUGGAAGGGCUCCGAAACCCAAUGCUGGAUAAAUUCCUCCCAGCACGAAAGCGCCAAGGCGGUGUGCCGUACAACCCCGUAACGCUGCAAUUCAUCCACUUCCCCAUCGUGGACCUGGGUCUACCCCGCAGCUCGGAGUUGCCGAAGCUCAUUUCGGACAUGGAGCAGCGGCUAGCAGUGGGUGAGAAGCUGUACGUGCACUGCUGGGGAGGUCGCGGCCGGGCGGGCACCGUGGGCGCUUGCCUCCUGGCUCAGCUGUACCGCCUUUCGGCGGAGGAGUCUCUGGAGCGGGUGCAGAGGGCGUUCGACACACGUCAAGACGGGGGCCGGCGCAGCCCAGAGACGGAGGAGCAGCCUUCAAACCGGGCGGUCGUCGUAUACCAAACAUUGGCAUCCUUUGGCGCCGGGUUUUGCACGUUGCCGCUAUCCAUAGACACGAUUAACAAACGAGUAAUCAACUCGGAGUAUGCUGUGCGUGGCGAGAUUGUCCAGCUAGCGCAAAAAAUUGCGCGCGACCUGGAGGAAGGGAAGGGCAGCCACCCCUUCGAUAAGGUGGUGUGGUGCAACAUCGGGAACCCGCAGAUCCUGGGUCAGAAGCCCAUCACCUACUUCCGACAAGUGCUGGCGCUUUGCGAAUGCCCUCAGCUGCUGGACCACCCCCAAAUCCGGGAGCUCUUCCCGGAUGACGUCAUCGCGCGGGCCCAGCUGCUGGUUAAAGCCAUCCCUGGAGGUCUGGGGGCCUACAGCGACUCAGCGGGCGCUCUGAUUCUUCGGCAGCUGGUCGCCAGGUCCAUCGCCAGGCGCGACGGCUACCCAGCCAGCCCAGAAAACAUCUACAUGACGGAUGGCGCCUCACCUGCCGUACAUUACAUGAUGGACUUGCUGCUCCGGGAGCCCACGGACAGCAUGAUGGUGCCCAUUCCGCAGUACCCGUUGUACAGCGCCACGCUGACACUGUACGGCGGUCGGUUGGUGCCGUACCUUCUGGACGAGGCCGCGGGCUGGGGGCUCGAUGUGGCCCAUCUUCGCGAGCAAAUCAGUACGGCACGUGCGUCCGGGCUGUGUGUACGAGCCGUGGUGGUGAUCAACCCUGGUAACCCGACCGGGCAAUGUCUGUCGUACCAGAACAUGCGUGACAUUUUGUCGUUCUGUCGGGAGGAGCAGCUGGUCCUGAUCGCGGAUGAGGUUUACCAGGCCAACAUCUACGUAGGCAACAAGGAGUUCUUUUCGUUCAAGAAGGUGGCUUGUGACAUGGGGCUGCUGGAGGACGUGCCGCUGGUGUCCCUUCACUCCAUAUCCAAAGGUUUUGUCGGCGAGUGCGGUCGACGAGGCGGCUACAUGGAGGUGACGGGGUUCCCCGCGGAGGUGAAGGACCAGAUCCUGAAGCUGGCCUCCAUCAACUUGUGUCCCAACCUGUCGGGACAGAUCUGCUGUGCGCUCAUGAUGAACCCGCCGCAGGUCGGCGAGGCCUCCUACGAGCAGUACCGGGCGGAGAAGAGCGCCAUCCUGGGCUCCCUCAAGCGCCGUGCCGAGUUGCUGGUGGGGGCGCUGAACCAGCUGGAGGGGGUGACCUGCAACGCCGCGGAGGGAGCUCUGUACGCCUUUCCCAAGGUCACACUGCCUGAGGCUGCCGUACAGGCUGCCAAGCAGCUCGGCAAGCAGCCCGACUGGCUGUAUUGCAAGGAGCUGUUGGAGUCCACCGGCAUCGUGGUGGUCCCCGGGUCCGGCUUUGGCCAGGCGGACGGCACCUUCCACUUCCGGACCACCUUCCUACCGUCCGAGGAGGACAUUGGCCGAGUGGUGCAGGCGCUGGGGGACUUCCAUGCCGGCUUCCUUAAAAACGGCGGCUGCGAAUGGAAGCAACGGCCACUGAUCAUCAUUGUGCCGCUGGCUCGGCAGGAGGCAACGGCAGCUGUGGUGGUGGCGGUGGCGGGUGGUGAGGGUGCAAGCCGUGUACCAGAUGGCCAUCUGUCCCCACCACCACAACCGGCGGAAGGAGCUGAGGGGGCUCCAGGCACGGGGGAUACAACGAUAGACAAAACCCUCAAAGCAGCCAUGAACUGA